Alternaria atra is the source of this 774-nucleotide messenger RNA. RefSeq lists its product as uncharacterized. The record is from RefSeq and is a predicted model, not a curated record. Gene Ontology annotation, biological process: protein targeting to ER. Gene Ontology annotation, cellular component: membrane; signal peptidase complex. Bases 1 to 774 code for a protein of 257 amino acids. Lineage: Eukaryota; Fungi; Ascomycota; Dothideomycetes; Pleosporales; Pleosporaceae. The transcript is spliced from 2 exons.
AUGCACUCGACGCUUGUGCGUCUCCAGAAUGUCUUCGGCUUCUUCACCACAGUUGCUUUCACAGUCGCAAGUGUCAUUGCGCUGAGUAGCUUCAUCUCCCCACAGAACCCAACAGCCAGUAUAUCGCUGCAGAAUGUACAACUAGUAAUGGGACGACCGCACUACUACUCGCCUAAGAGGGAGGAGUAUGCGCAUAUCAAGUUCGACCUUGACGCUGACCUCAGCUCGCUCUUCAACUGGAACACAAAGCAAGUCUUUGUCUACCUCAAAGCCGUCUACCCCUCCACGCGCGCCUCUGAACCCCCCUCGGAAGCCAUAAUCUGGGACGCCAUCGUCGCGUCGAAAUCCGCGCCCUGGAACCAAAACCACUUUAUUCACCCCGACCCCAAGUCCAAGCUGCCCAAGCAAUCCGCCAAGAAACGCGCUGCCUCCAAGUCAAAGGCCGCCUCGCCUUACCCUGUCGGCGAACUUCACCUCCAGAAUCAGAAGCCCAAGUACAAAAUCACCGAUAUAACCGGCAAGUUGGGCAACAGGACAGAUGUCAUGUUGGAGUUGGGGUGGAAUGUGCAGCCAUGGGUUGGCGCGUUGACAUGGACAAACUGGAACACGGUCGGUGUGUGGAAGGGUCUCGAGGGAGGCAGGAGCAAGGCGUUUAGCUUCCCCGAGGUGGGUGCCAAGGCAGCGAAGCCCAAGGAUUUGGAGACUGAGAAGGGCGCGGAGGGUUACAGAUUGGUGGUUGGUGAGGAGGUGCCGCUAAGGAAGGCUGCCACUUAA